GGGACAGACAAGCAGCUGCAGCCGCGAAAGCUGCUAUGCCAGAUCCGCCUCCAGCUCCGAUAGGGGAAGCAUCAGUCUCAGCUUCAUCCUCCGCCUCAAAGCCUGUCAAGAAGCCAAAGGCGGAGGAUGACGUCCAUCUUGUUCCCCUAGGUGCCCUGAUGCCCAGCCAGAGACCACAACCGUCGCCUACCAUGACACCUGGUCUGCCUGGUUCGGCUGCACCUCCAAUGUCGAUCCGUCCAGCUCCAGCCCCUACCGUUAUGGGCCCUAGACCGCCACCCAUGCCUGGCAUACGGCCGCCCGCUGCAGUCCAGCCACGUCCGCCCGGUCCUCCUGCUCCCGGUUCCGGCCCUCUUGGUCCGCCAACAACGGUUGUACGACCGCCGGGUGCCCCUGGUCAUGCACCGAUCCCGCAUCCGCAGCCGGUCAGACCACCUUCAGGGCAAUCUCUACCGCCGUCUGUACGCCCACCUUUGCCAUCCCAACCUGGGGGCCCGGUCUCUCCUCUUCCAGCGCCGGCAACGAAUUCGCCUGCAGUCCGUCCUCCUGCGAAUGGUCCUGUACCCUCCCUGGGUUCCCCGUUACACCAGCCGCACGAGUCGAGCCCAACACCAGGCCCGCAGUUGUCAAUGUCGGCUUCGGCGGCAGCUGCAUCCGCAGCACUCAACAAAGCUCCUCGCAUGGCGCCUGAACCGAUAUUGGGGAUCGAUGGCCAGCCUUUCAUAGGACCCGAACCGCUGAAGCCAGAUUUGACAUACGCUACCAUCAUCUACCGAGCUUUGGCUAAUAUUCAGGGAGGAAGAGGUACUUUGGGGCAGGUCUGCGACUGGGUGGCUGGUGAAUGGGAAUGGUUCAGGUUGAAUCCAGAGCAAAGCUGGCAGAACUCCAUCCGGCACAACCUGUCCCUGAACAAAGCAUUUCUGAAAGUUCCUAGAAUCGAAACGGACGACCCAGAGUCGAAAGGUUCGGUGUGGAUACUCGAUCCCGUCCAUGCCCCCGAGUACGCGGAAAAGGAGAGGAAGGCACAAGAGCUUAAGGAAGCGAAGGCAAAGCGGGAUGCGGAGAAAAGUGGUGUUCCAGAACGCCCGCCCCCUCCCCCUAUUCCGAACAAGCCUGUGGCGCUCGCUAAGCCAAAGAAACCGCUCACACCGGUCUCUGAGGCCCCUCCUCAGUCACUCGGUAGUCCUAAUGCUACGACCUCUGGCAGUAUCGUUCGACCAACGCCUGCAAUGGCAACUGGCCCUCGACCCGCUCCAGGCACUUCUGCGCCUACUGCUGCGCCAAGACCAGGUCCGAUUAUCGUAAACGGAAGUCCUAGACCUGCAAUGCCGGCAGGUACGUCGGUCAGGCCCGUUGCUCCUGGACGACCGCCUCAGGGUGUCUCGCGACCAACGAUGAACGGAACGGCACCUAGGCCUGGUAUGUCUACGGUUCGUCCAGGAGGCCCAACUGGAACGAACGCACGGCCGGGACCUGGACCUGUGAACGCUAGACCCAGCACGGUCCGACCUGUUGGGGGAGCUACUCCUGGCAUGGUACGUCCCGCAUCUACGGGUUUGCCUCCCGGUGCAAGACCGCCAGUCAGACCGCCGCCCACUGGCCAGGCAGGUCAGCUUGGGACACCCAGACCCCCUAUCAAUGGUCAAGCCCCUAGGCCAGGCCCUUCAGUGCGACCUGCCGGAACAGCUCAAAGUCCAGCUACACCGGCAGCACGGCCAGCGAAUCCAGGCGCUCGACCACCUCCGGCUGUGAGACCGCUUACUGCUCCUCGACCUGCCUUGGGGGCUCGACCGCCUGCCGUCAGACCGCCGCCAGGGAAUGUCAGACCUGGACCGACUAAUGCCGGUGCGAGACCGCCCACUGCGAGACCUGCCCCGGCAAUACCGCCCAAACCCGCAGCAAUUGGGAGCGUUAGACCACCCGCCACAAGCGCUACGGCGUCACCCGGCGCACUCGGCAAGCUUCCGACUGCCCCUGCCAAUCCAGGUGGAUCUUUGGGUUCGCUCAAUAUUCCAGCCAACAAGCAGUUCCCCAUCGUCGUCAAGCCUAUUCCAGCCCAUCUACGGAACAGCAACUUGAACACGCAUUCGCACAUUCUGGACGGUCCGCCUCUUGUGGUCGACGAAGGGACGAUCAUUCUGAAUCCCUCAAUCUUCUCGCACUUGACGCCAGAUCAAUUGAAACACCUGCAAUCGUUGGGUGCUCAACAGACACUCCAGAUCUUGCAAGCCUACAUUGUUCAGCAUUUGCGUGAAAAACUUCGGCAGCAAGGAGCCAAUGGAGCUAAGGCUUCGGCGGCGGGCACUGCUGCAAAGACGGGUUCUACUCCGGCUAAACCUGCCACUCCGGCGACGAACGCGGCUUCUGCCGGUACGACAUCCGCUCCUGCGUCUAAACCCCCUGCGCCUGCCCCGACUGUUCCCAAGCCCGCUACCAAGGCUACUUCGACGCCCGUCAAAGCUCCAGCCAAGCCAGCACCAGGAAAGACGCCUCUGCCUGCGAAUGUUGCCAACAAUCCGGCAAUUGCCGCUUUGUUGUCUUCGGCUCAGCAAUUGGCAGCCAAGUCAGGCUCGACUCCAGCUUCCAGGUCGGGCUCACCUGCCGCUCAGCCGCCGGCAGAAACAGUCAGGGUCAUCGCUCAGCUCGCUGCAACAGCCGGGAAUCCAAGCAGCGCGUCGACUCCCUUGACGCCGAAUGCAGUCGCCUUGCUGCAAUACCUGCGGCAAGUUGGAGCAGGAGCGAAUAUGACGACCGCUGCUCAUAUUCUGGCUACGGGAGUGAUCCCUACCGGGGCCAUACCUCCCAAGAGUACGGCCUCGGGCAACACUACUCCUCGGCCGGCACCUGCGAAACCGGUCGCGCCGCCACAGCCAUCGGUUGCACCCGCUACUACCAACACACCCGCAACUGUACCGAAACCUGGUCCUCCCGCGGUAACAUCGCCCGUACCGGCGGCUGCUUCGCCAUCAAGCAAUCCUGCGACCCCUCAUGCACUGCUCGCUGCGUUGAAUGGAGUCUCACGGCCUUCACCACCAACCAUAUCUCCUGUAGCGACUGCUUCACCAACCGUGUCACAAACGAACGGGACGGCUCCUAUCACGGCAACGAUUAGCGGAACGACCCCUCCUCCGCCGGGUCCCUCGGUAUUGGGCAAACGACCUCUGGAGGACAAUCCUUCUUCACCAGGCAAUGACCCGAAACGACAGAAGGUCCAAGAUGAUUCCGGAGAUCACCCAUAAUCUCUCUUCCCACACACAUUUUCGAUUUUCGCUACUCAAUUUUCGCAUUGUCUCGCAUGUUAAUCAAUUGUAUCGGUAGAUUCGAACGCAAGCCAUUCAGUCGGGCAGGAUUAGAAGCAGACUAUCCUCUCCACACGACUAUGCCAAGCCGUCCGGUUGUAUCACUAUUAUAAGUAACGCACAGUGCACCAUGAUCACCAUCAUAUUAGCAUUCAGAGUU
Filobasidium floriforme is the source of this 3459-nucleotide messenger RNA. RefSeq lists its product as uncharacterized. The record is from RefSeq and is a predicted model, not a curated record. Gene Ontology annotation, molecular function: RNA polymerase II cis-regulatory region sequence-specific DNA binding; DNA-binding transcription factor activity, RNA polymerase II-specific. Gene Ontology annotation, biological process: regulation of transcription by RNA polymerase II. NCBI's taxonomy places the organism in Eukaryota, Fungi, Basidiomycota, Tremellomycetes, Filobasidiales, Filobasidiaceae. The transcript is spliced from 2 exons. Bases 36 to 3239 code for a protein of 1067 amino acids.